Molecule: messenger RNA, 1445 nt
Organism: Rhodofomes roseus
Lineage: Eukaryota; Fungi; Basidiomycota; Agaricomycetes; Polyporales; Fomitopsidaceae
Exons: 4
Coding region: 133-1275 (380 amino acids)
Source: RefSeq, a predicted model, not a curated record
GUUGCGAUUGGCCUGGUUAACACUGCUGAGGUUACGUAAGCAGUCCUUGCCGCCUCGUCGACAACGUUCCCAUCCUCGUCCUCAACGCCCUCGCUCUCCUCGUUUCCGUUUCGCCUCCCCCAUACCCCCGCCAUGUUCCGGCUCCCGACCCUCGUCUCUCUUUUUGCUCUUGCGGCUGCAAAGCUCGCCCAGGCUACGCCAUGCGUGUCAUUCGACGCCAACUUCAACCUUCUCGUGUUCGGUCUUGACGGAAAAGACUGGAAUGCAGGGACUCAGGAUUCUUGGUCAAGCGGUUCUGCUACCGACAUCACCACUUCCGGUCGUCCAUCAUUCGACGCACCCAACACUACCUGCUACCUCUCCCAGUACUACAACGCUGUCUACGUCAUGAACGGCGACUCCUCCGACAAGUCGGCAGUGUACAUCUACGACGCCGCCAAGAAGUCAUGGUCCACGCAGUCCGUCACGACCGGCAAGUUCGACCCCUCGAAUUUCGUCGCUGUCCUCGACCAUGACACCAACGUCUUCUAUGCCAUCUCGGGCACCGACCUCUAUUUCCUCAACAUGGGCUCGGAGACGACGGCCAACUCCUCCGCACUCUCGUGGGUCGACGUCGAGACGGACCCCUUCCCGUCCAGCUACACUGCGCCCGUCGCGGCACUUGCUCAGAACCACAUCCACUUCCUCGAUGUUCCGAACGUACCUGCCGGCGAGGCCAAGAUCUUUGUCAUUCACUUCUCAUACUUCCAGCCCGACGCACAGUCGUAUCCCGCCUCGAGCGGCAACUCCUUCCCCGCCGCGCACGGCAAGACGGCCUCGUUCUUCCAGAGCGAGGGCGUGCAGCAGGAGUUCGCGUUCAUCCCCGACGAUGGCUCCGCGACGUACGUGAUUAACGUCGAGAACAACUCGACGACCUCGUACGCGGGCCCGACCUCCAAGGACGCGGGCUCGGUCUACGCUGCGUCGAUCAGCGCGCUCGUGCAGCUCGACAGCUCCGGCAACCUCUACUUCUUCCCGUACACCGAGGGCGACGCCUCUGCGAACACAGCCGCGGCGUGGACGAAGGUCCAGGCUGUCUCGAAGGUUGCGCCCGCGAGCUCGGCCGCUGCGAGUGCGACUGGCGGCCACUCUGGCUCAGGCAGCGCGACGGGCUCCGCGGGUAGCUCGUCGUCGACCGGCACUUCGGGCAACACCAGCGGCGCUCCGGCCGCUGUCAAAGUGAGCCGUGGGUUGGCGGCUGCUGGUGUGCUGGGCAUCGUUGGUUACCUACUCUAAUCCCUGGACGUUGAUAAUACGUCAGGAACCCUCUACUAGUAUGGAGUCCUCUAUUGAUGCACUCUAUGGACCUGUUGUGACGAUCGUAUUGGAUUCUCUCGUCUGUCUGAGUAUUUCGUGGUAUUCCAAAGUGAGGUCGUCGGAGGUCAUAUGCAUGACAUUGACAAGGA